Mytilus trossulus (common blue mussel) is the source of this 6055-nucleotide messenger RNA. RefSeq names its product brain-specific angiogenesis inhibitor 1-associated protein 2-like. Lineage: Eukaryota; Metazoa; Mollusca; Bivalvia; Mytilida; Mytilidae. Gene Ontology annotation, cellular component: cytosol; nucleoplasm. Gene Ontology annotation, biological process: actin crosslink formation; positive regulation of actin filament polymerization; actin filament bundle assembly. Gene Ontology annotation, molecular function: protein binding. The record is from RefSeq and is a predicted model, not a curated record. The coding region runs from base 271 to 2175 and encodes 634 amino acids. The transcript has 16 exons.
AAUAACCGUGUUCACCUCUUGUUUAUCAGCUGGUUUUUCACAUUUCAAUGUAUCUGACACUCACAAAGAUAAUCCGAUUACGUCAGCUUUACAAAUUUUAUCAUUUUUUACCUAUAAUACAUAUUAUUGAUUUUACCUGUUACCUCUGAACUUUGACGUCUAACGGUAUUACACCUGGCUGUUUAUAUACGUCCUUGUUGCGGAAACAAGGAUACACGUUUUUAAUGUGAGGAUCUAUUUUAUUUGUGGAUUUUAAGUGCAGAGGGAAACAUGAAGGAUACCGACGAGACCCACAAGUUAACGGAGACAAUUUAUAAGGGUUUAACAGACAAUUUUACACCGGGUGUACGACAGAUUAUAUUAGCAGGGAAAGUUUAUCAUAAGGCGUUGGUUGGUGUAACAGCGGCUGCAAGAACAUACAAUGAAGUGUUGUUACGGGUAGGACAGACCGCCCGGACCACAUGUAAAGGAGGGACAGAAGAUAUAGGUGAAGCUAUAUAUCAGAUUGCCGAAGCUCAAAAAGAAAUCCAGUCAAGAAUCGAGGAAAAUAGCAAAGCUUUGUUCUCAGAACUUAUUCUUCCCUUGGAGCAGAGAUUAGAAAAUGACUUUAAAAGAUCUGCGGCACAACACAGAAGAUACACUCAAGGUCACAAAGCUGCCAUUAGUCCAUAUGUCAAGGCCAGUGAUAAUCUGAAAAAGUUCAGGAAGAAAACAAAGAAUAAAGUGGUAUAUGAUGACCAAAAAGAAGCUCAUUACAUAAACGCAUUAGAAAGAUGUCAUGAAAAAUUAUAUGAAUACAGAGUACAGGGUUUAAAACUGGCUUUAUUAGAGGACAGAAAAUGUCACUGUUUCUUAUUAGACCGACUCAGUGCAGUAGCUUAUUUAUAUGCAAAUCAUCACAAACAGUCUGCAGACACCUUACUGGCUGGUUUGCCUCAAUGGAAACAGUUGUCAUCACGACCUCAGAUUUUACCUCCAGAGGCAGAAAGAUUUCUUUAUCAAACAAAGGAAGAAGUAGGCAAUGGCAGUGUAUACUGGGGAAAUGGACAUCUAGCUGACGAGACAAGAUCUCUUGGUAGUCCAUACAGACGGUCCAAUAGUGCUCAUGAUAUGCAGCGGAGACCUGUGUCAGAAUAUGCUAGUCCGGAAUCCUUUUAUGCUGGAAACUUUGGUGCUAAAACAAUGCCACAUUCUCGUGGCAUAAGUGUGCCACCAGCAGCUCCCCCUGGUACCACGCAGGUUCGUGCAAUUUACAGUCAUGUUGGAGAGGGAGAUAAAAAAUUAAGUUUUACAGAAGGUGAUCUGAUAAAUGUGAUAGGUGAACCGGCAGAGGGUUGGCAAUAUGGUGUUAAUACUCGUAGUGGACAAUAUGGAUGGUUUCCAAUGUCCUUCACAGAACCUACUGUUUCUCCUCCAAGAGAACCACCUCCUCAGUUAAAUGGGAGAGUAAAGAGUAUGGGUGAUCUGUUAGAUAACAGGUCCUUAUCAGACCAUGGUGAUUUCCUCAUGGAUGAUGUUCCAGGGAGAACCUCACGACCAAAAUCUAUGUACGAGGGCUCAAAUCUCAGACUUGUAAAUGCCACAAAUCAGCCGUAUGGUGACUGGGUUGAUUACCCUCCUGUACACCAGGGUUAUUACUCCCUACCGCGGCAUCCAGCUGAUGCCAGACAGUAUCAUACCCAUUAUUCUCAACAACCACCUCUUUCUCAGUUACAGCAACGAGGCCAUAACAUGGGACACUCUGCACCCUCACCCCCACUUCCUCCCCCUCCGCCUCCAAUCAUUACUAAUUCUAACCCAGCUACAUCUCUUGCCACUCUGUUCUCUGCCAGUCGCCUUCCUUCUCCUGCCCUAAGCAGGAAACCAAGCUUCCAUGCACCAUCUCAUGGCACUGCUAUCCCCCCAGCACCAUCUCACGGCACUGCUGUCCCUCCAGCACCUCCUAUACCUACUGCCCCUCCUCCCCCUCCUCUACCUGGGGCACAGUCUAAAUCUUCUGUCAUUUCUCAGAAUGGAGCAGCGUACAGCAAUCGACAACAGAUGAGCCAGCCACCCCCAGCUCCACCACCACCUCCUCCUGGACCGGGACCAAAGAUGGCGCCACCAAGUACUCCAGUAGCAGACUACAAUCACACAGAAGAAGAUAGUGCAAAGUAUUACAAUUUGCACAGAUGAACAAAAAAUUGUGAAAAAUGACCAGUAUUCAAGAAAAAUCCUAAGUUUGCUGGAAUACAACUUCGGAAGACUGAAACAAAGGACAGAUCUGCACCAAAGAUUUGAUUGACUGCUAAUACCUGUAUAAACUUUGUGAAGUUUUCUUGCUCAGAGAAAUGUUUUGUGAGAUGACUGUUAAAUGCCUUUAGACUAACCUGGUACAGAUAUAUCCAAUUUACAGAAGACUUUAUUGAAUGUUCUUUGUUGGAACCAUCAACAUCCUAGACUUAAACAUUUAGAUAUAUCAUAUGUUAAGAUUGAUGAAAACCAACAGUCAGCAUGUGACUGAAUUCAACCUUUGAAUCUGACAGUCAGUUCUCAAAUGAGGAGACUCAUUAAAAUCUAAAAAAUGGCCAAAAUGAUAUGACCUUGAGGAUUAGCACAGAUGAAGAUCAUGUGUAUAUGUUUGACAUCUCUUCUACCACCAACAAUUAUUAUUCAACAUGUAUGACAAUUUGUUGUUUUGAAAUUGAGAACCAUAAUUUAGCUUUGUUUUCAUAGAACUUUCAAAGUUCUAAACUAGUUCAGACUUUUUAAUGAUGAAAUUUUAUUAAAAAUUGUGGUUUUCAGACUGAAGGUUCUUAUGAACGGUUGUUUAUUAUACAUAUAUGUUAAUAAGAUUUAGGCAUAUUAUUUUUAUUGUAUUAUAUUGUUAUAUUUGAUAUUUGUAAAUUGGUGCUUGGUUGAUAUAAUGUACUUUUUUACCAUUGGUUUGCUCAACUUAUUAAAAAGGGUCACAUAUGGAUACAGCCAAAGUGAGAACUAGUUACAUUUACAUGUGAUUAAUAUUUCUUAAAAUAAGGAUUAUAAAUGUUGCUCCUUUCAAUAAUUUAUAAGAUCUUUGUUUAAUUGUACAGGUAGUUGUUUAAAACUUAUUAUAUAUAGAAAUUUACAAGAUUUGCUGACAUUAAAUGGACAAUUAUCUCCCUUUAUCAUGUUUGACAAGGGAGAUAAUUUGACAUACAUUAUAGCUGAGGAAAUUUUGUGCAUUCACUAUAUGAAAGCUCAGCAUAAUGUUUUUUAAAAGCAAUCUAAAUCUCAAAGAUCAUAUAAGUUUUAAAAGCAUUACUUCUUUUUUAUUUUAUAUUGAUCUUUUUAAAAAGAAGUGUAAAAAUGAACCUUUUGCAAAAUGUUGAUAUAGAUUGGUGAAAGUAAUUCUCACUUCAUGUAUUUGAAUAAUUUGUAAAAAUGUAUGUUUAUUAGUAAAAUUUAUUAAAUUUCUCAUGUAUUUACCAAAGAAGGGUUGUAUUGUUUCAUUGUUUUAUUGUUUGUGUGUGAAUAUAAGACUGAAGUAUUUCAUAGUCACAUGAAAAAUUUUAAAUCUUUUACUGAUGAAAAUUAACUAUCUGGUCAUGAUCGGAAUGUGUUUUAAUAAUAACACAAGAAAUAUAAACAUCAGAAGAGAGGCAUGUUGUCAUGUAUGUCCUGGGAGUGAAAAAACAGUUACUAUAUGUGAGGGUAGGUUUUUUAAUACAAAAUUAAGUCUUUGAAUAGUUUUCUGUUAUACCUUAUCACUGUUGGGUUUGAAUAGAAUAAAACUUUCACAAACUCUCUUGAAUAAACUUGCAUAAGCAUCCUGUACCUGUGAAAAAUUGGCAUUAUUAUGAAGCUUAUAACCAUAAUCUAGGAUGGGAAUUAUGCUUGGAUGCCCUGCUGGUACAUCAGAAUUUGUCAAAAUUUUCAAUUUAAUUAUUCGUUUUAGAAAACCUCAUUUUAGACAAUUUGGAUGGUCCUGAGUUUAUGUGAAUUGACAUGAUUAUAGUCAAUGGUUUAACUUAUAAAUGAGUAUGGAAUACCUCAGUCUUCCAAGAGGAUUUUGUUUAUGUUGUUUAUAAUGUAAUAUAUUUAUUUAUUUACUACAAAUAUAUAUAUUGUUGAUUUGUUUAAUAAGCUAUAUAGUAUACCGGUAUAAUUUGUUAUUUCAGCUUGCUUAUUGCUUUUGUAUGACAUCUUUACAGCAUAUCUGCUAAUCACCAUGUACAUACCAUCAGAUAAUGAAAAUCUUUUUUUACUUGUUUAAAGUUGUUUUCCAUAGAAUAAGGGACAAUCCUGUGCCCCUUUUAGCAAGUUGAUGUUUAUCUUAUUUGUUUUGGGCCCAUGCAACAAACAUAUUGUUUUACCCCUGUCUGUCAAUCUAAUUAAAGAUAACAUGGUUUGUCUAUACAUCUCCAGCAGCUUUCUUUAAUAGAAUUAGUCUUUGGCAUUAUGUUAAUGCCUAUGCUUAAGUUCCUCUUUUUUGUUAUCAGAUUUUAAGGUGGUGCCCAAAACUUGCACUAAAAUUACUUUGGCUAGUUUAAUUUUCAUAAAACUUUGUCAAAGUACUGACUUUGACCCUUUAACAAAAAUAUAAAAAUUUCAAAAAUUUUGAACCAACCGUUCAAAAAUUACACUGUUUAUAUAGCAGUUUGACAAACACCAAUUUUGAUCAUUGAGAAGCUUAAAAUUCCUUUAACAACACAAUGUAAUUAAAAUGUUUAGUUGACUUUACAGAGUUAUCUCCCUGUAGUGUUAGGUACUACCUUAAAUGUCAGGCAGAUGAUAUUAGUCAUUUCUUUAAAUAUUGUUUGUCUUCUCCUACAGUGGUUUAUGGAUAGCUACAUAUGUUUUUAUUUGCUCAAUUUCCAAGCUGAAAUAUUUUUAUCUUGAAGAGUUUUUGGUGUAUUUUCAGGGUAAAUUGUUUAAAUGUAUUUAGUAUAGUCCAUUCCUUCUAUGCAUGUAUAUUGUGACAACUGACCUUUUUUUCUUAAAAAUCCUGUGCAAAAAGCUUUAUAGCUUUGAUUUUUGUCUAUCAGUGUAGUUUAAACAUAUUUUAUUGUUCCAAAUAAAAAAAGAGACAAAUGGAUUAGACACAAGUUUUUCAACUUAGUAAUGUCUUCUCAAAAAGUCUAUCAGUGUAGCCAUGAGCUUAAAAAUAGUUUUAAAAACAUCUCGUUUCAAGAAGAUUUUUUUACUAUAAUCGAUCUGUUUCUGGGGGCCUGCAGCCACCCAAGACACCCUGCUUACUAUUUAUGUUCUAUAGCAACUGUCUACUGUUGCGAAUUUAUCCCUUCAGUUACAAAUUAAAGUAUUUCAUUUAAAAAAAUGUUCUGUUUUGAGAUCUGAAAUUUAACAUUUUUGUGUUGUACCUUUAUAUUUUGUAAUGCAUGUUAUUUUUUCAUUUAAGAAUUGAAUGCUUCUUUUUGUAAAUUUAUUGGGAUGUAAAAGCGUUGACCGAAGUACAUUUUGUAUGAAGCGCUUCCGCGCUUCAUUCUAAAAAUGUGCGCACGAUCAACGCUUUUACAACCCUAUAAAGUUACAAAAAGAAGCAUUCAAUACUUAUAACUACAUUUUUAGCUAGGAUCAUGAAAGCACGAUUUUUAUCCAGUUUUAUCUAAUUCACCUGUGCACUUUAUUGUGGGACCUCGUGUCAAUGCAUGAUAAAUUUUAUUGUCUAAUGCAAUUGUUUACGGAAUAACAUGUGAUGUGCAGUUAGCCAAUCAGAAUAACGUAUUAUAAUGAAACUUACAUCUAAUGUAAUUAUUACUUAAUGAACAUUGGUUUAAUUUCCUUGUAAUUCAUAUAACUUUGUUCUGUACGAAGAAAAGAGAAUAUUUAAGAGGCUAUGACUUACACUUUUAUUCGAUGUCAGGAAAUGUUAAUUUGGAAAGACUUCCUACAGUAAUUGCUCAAAGUGUUACGGUGAAAGACAGUGAUGAACUACAUAAUUUCUGGUGUCAAUUUUACAUUACAGAAUAUUAAGCAUUCUAUAUUUGUUGCAGCAUUAAUGUGUAGUGUUGUAAUAUCUCUACUUGCCAAAACCUUGUUUAUAUUCAUACCAUUCAUUAAAUUUAUGUAAAAAUUA